Messenger RNA from Amphiprion ocellaris (clown anemonefish), 3865 nucleotides. Its product is annotated as probable nuclear hormone receptor HR38. Gene Ontology annotation, biological process: cellular response to corticotropin-releasing hormone stimulus; regulation of transcription by RNA polymerase II. Gene Ontology annotation, molecular function: zinc ion binding; RNA polymerase II cis-regulatory region sequence-specific DNA binding; nuclear receptor activity. The record is from RefSeq and is a predicted model, not a curated record. Bases 145 to 1917 code for a protein of 590 amino acids. The transcript has 7 exons. Lineage: Eukaryota; Metazoa; Chordata; Actinopteri; Pomacentridae. Gene Ontology annotation, cellular component: transcription regulator complex; nucleus.
UGGAGCCGACGGUGUGUGUGUGUGAGACGGUGUGUUUAAAUGAGUGUGUGUGCUGACAGGAGCUGGCAGAGGUGACAUUCAUCUAUUUCUCCGGUUUGGAAUAAAUGAAAACCUUCCAGUUCGGGAUAUUUACAUGAACCAGCGAUGCCCUGUGUACAAGCCCAGUAUGCAUCCCUGCCCCAUGAAAACUACUUCAGCUCUGAGUUCUUGAAUCCUGACCUCAGUGCCAAACUGGUAAUGGACAUCAGUGGCCAAAAGGACCAGCUGUCUGCGUCUUCGCUGCCCAGCAUCAAUACCCUGGUGGGAAAUGGUUACAUGGGGGAGUUUGAUGCUUAUUCCUGCAAGAUUACCACCUCUCCUCCCGCCUCUACGGUUUCAUUCAGCCACACCGCGGUAGCUGACAGCUCCAGCCCUCAGAUGCAGAACCAGGCCUUCAAGCUGGAUGAUCUCCAGGUGUAUGGCUGUUACCCAGGAUCCUUUGCACUCAACUGCCUCGAUGAAACACUGUCAUCAUGUGGCUCUGACUACUAUGGCAGCCCGGUGUACGCCACUGCUUCCCCUCCAACACCGAGCUUUCAGGCAGAUUCUGCACCUGUCUGGGACUCCCCUUUCAGCCCCUACCCGUCCGCUCCCCCGUCCUCCAUAGCCGACAAGGCCAUGGCUCAUCAGCUUUCCUUUUUCACCUUCAGCCCCACACCAGAGCAGCAUUCACCCCUGAGACACCAUCAGGAUGCUCAGCCGGGACAGGAUGACCCAUUCUUCCUGUCUCCUCAGCAACACGUGUCUCCGCUUCACUGCCAACCAAUGUCUCUGGAACAUGGAGCUCUGGAAAGCUCCAGGAUAGUGGAGGGGGCCAUGAUGUCUCCUAAAACACCAACACCAGGAUCCAGUGAGGGUCGCUGUGCAGUUUGUGGUGACAAUGCAUCAUGUCAGCACUAUGGAGUCCGGACCUGCGAGGGGUGCAAAGGUUUCUUCAAGCGAACUGUCCAGAAAAAUGCAAAGUACGUGUGCCUCGCCAAUAAAGACUGUCCAGUGGACAAGAGGAGGAGAAACCGCUGCCAGUUCUGCCGUUUCCAGAAAUGUCUCGCCGUGGGAAUGGUCAAAGAAGUUGUUCGCACCGACAGCCUCAAAGGCCGCAGAGGUCGCCUGCCCUCCAAACCCAAGACUGCAGUGGAGGCUUUGUCCACGACCCCCAACGUCAACAUCAUAGCGUCUCUCGUCAGGGCUCACGUAGACUCAAACCCAACCAUUGGGAAGCUUGACUACUCCAAGUACCAGGAGACUACAGACAACAUGAAAGAAAAGGAGGAUGCCGGUGAUAUCCAGCAGUUCUAUGACCUGCUGACCGGUGCUCUGGAUGUGAUAAGAAACUGGGCUCAGACCAUCCCAGGAUUCACAGACUUCUGCUCAGAAGACCAGGAGCUGCUCCUUGAAUCUGCUUUCGUUGAACUCUUCAUCCUUCGCCUGGCAUACAGGUCAAAUCCAGAGAAGAACAAGCUGAUCUUCUGUAACGGCGUGGUUCUCCACCGGCUGCAGUGCGCUCGCAGUUUUGGUGACUGGAUUGACUCCAUCAUGGAUUUCUCUCAGAACCUCCACCGCAUGAACUUAGACAUCUCGUUGUUUGCCUGCCUCGCAGCGCUCGUCAUCAUCACUGAUCGCCAUGGCCUCAAAGAACCCAAACGAGUGGAAGACUUUCAAAGUCACCUCAUCACUUGUUUAAGGGAACAUGUUAGCGGAAACGGAUCGGAAUGGAGCCGGACACAACCCAACUAUCUUUCCCGUCUUCUGGGAAAGCUCCCCGAACUGAGGACUCUGUGCACUCAGGGCCUGCAGCGCAUCUUCUACCUGAAGCUGGAGGACCUGGUUCCUCCUCCACCGAUAGUGGAGAAAAUCUUUAUGGAUACACUGCCGUUCUGAAAAACCAACGUGUUGUUUGUAAAAAUGAGAGACACGAAGGAGGCGGAAAGCACAUAAUGAGGUUUUUAUCAAUGAACUCUACAUCUGAACCUCCUUGUAGCACACUGAUUGGUGUGCUAACGUGUCAUUCAAGAGACCAUUACUUUUUUUAAUCAAGUUUUCAAGUUCAAUAUGGUGCCUGUGUGAGUACUAUAAAAUAAUUACUUCAGAGCUAAACUGACACCAAUAUUUCAGGACACUGUUUGUAUAUUUUUUGUGUGCAUUUGUAAAAUGACUUUAUUGCUGUGCUUGAAAUGUGAAUAUUGUCCUGCUUUGCAGCUUGUAAGAUAUGGAUAUUUGGGUAGAUGCAAUGCCGUGUUAAACUCAGAAACACACUAAUUUCUUCAAAAGCACGUUUUCAUUUUGUGCUUUAUGACCCCACUCUGAAGCUGAGAUAGUCUAUAGGCAGAAUCACACGUCCAGUUUGUUAAAAAGAGCUGUGCAGUCCUACUUUUAAGUGGGGGAAAUAUUUACUGAUAUCUUUCUAUCACAAAAUAUAGUCGUAGUCCUAAUCGUGCUCCUGUGGAAGGUCUUGGACCAAAGUUUACCAAAGUUUUUAUUUUGAUACUAACAGUUAAGCACCUCAUUGCCUUAAGCUAAGAAGAAUUAUCUCCCUAUAAAAGCUGAUGCUGGCAGAACUCCUGUUAAACUGCAUGUAACAACAUGCUACCGGGCUUUUAAGAAUGAAAAUAGAUUUGCUGAAUGAAAAUACAAGGUGCCUUUUAUAAAGCCUCAGUCUAUGCGCCACAGUAAGUGACACUAAGUGAAUUUUCAUUCCAAACAUCACAUACAGCAUCACGACAGUUUAUACUUGACUGAGUACAGGGGGUCCUCGACUUAAGUCUAUUUUCGCCGCAAGUUGGAACUCCAGUGAAAAUGUAAACAAAGCCAUUACGUGCAUUAGGAUAUAUCAGUUCACAUAUUUGUUCAACUACAGUAACGACAAACAGUUAUUAGCUCACACUGAAACACAACUCGGUAGGAAAAUACCUGCGAAAAUGUAAACUGUAAGUCUGACUUACGCUUGGCAGCCAUAAUGAAGUUAGUGAAUGCAGUAUAAUCCAAUGUGGUGGCAAAUGUAAACAAAACCAUCUUAUAGCGCCACGUCACUACUGUACAUACAGUAUUCCUCCGCUCCGUUCACCAUGUGACCACAUAAUCAUCUGCUCGGCUCGCCAUCUAGCUCCACUGAACCAGUUCCAACAUAAUCACGAAACGCCGUACGUUAAACCGAGGACCAGCCCGUAAUCAGUUCCAAAUAACGGCAAAAUGACAUAAGUCGAGGACAUUGUAAACCGAGGAUCUCCUGUAAUAUGAUUUCAGGUUUGUCGCACCUUUUGAUACAAAGUGCCUGUGAUGUUUUCAAGGCAGUGAAAGUUACUGUGCAGCCAUCUAGUUCAAAAUUACAUUAAGUUGAAGCACAUUUCAGAGUGUCCUUGUAUAAACAAUUAGACACAGCCUACCCUCUCUAUGAUUUCUGUAAAUGUACACCACAAAACACUUGAGAAUUCAAAUGCAAACGGCAGCAUCUUGUUUGUCAUCAGCUGCUCUUGUCUUUGGCUGCAGAUGUGUUUUGAACCUCAACUUCUUCCUGUCUUCCACAUCUUUCUGAAUUGUGUAGUUUUUUUUUAUAUAUAUAUAUUCAUUGGAUUUAUUUUUUAUUUGAAUUUCAGAACGUGCUACAGGAAAUUUCUUAAGGAAUCACAGUGAAACGUGGUGACGAGAUGAGCAGCUAAGAGCACUUCAAACGGUGCUCAAACAGUACGAUGAAAAGUUCUUUCUCCUACUGUGUCCGUUUUGUGUGGAAUACGUGUGUGUGCACAUUCAAAAAUACUGCCGGGCCUUUUGUAAAACGGUGCAGAAAUGUUUAAAGGCAGAGAAUACUUGAUAUUAAACCUUUUGGAAAAUA